GUUUUGGCUAUGCAGUAUUUCUUAGGUCCAUCUCUGAGCAUUGUUAUCGAUUCCGCGAAGCCCAUGUGUUAGACUACCCAUCGCUACCGAUCCUCCGUUGGGGCUAUAAAAUGGUGAUUUCCCGGUAAUAGUGUCUUAAUUGCAGUCGAGGAGAGUCCAGGACAGUUGCUGAACAAGACAGCUUAAAGCUCAAAUUUUUUAAAUAUAAUUUUAAAAUGGCAGAGGCUAAUAACAAUGGAAACCAGCGCACGGCUCGGGAAGUGCAGCAAGAAUUUGCUGACAAGCUCGGUUACGCGGAGCAAAUUAUAUGGGAUUUGUUGUCGGAGGAGCAAGCUCAUUUGCUGGAGGACAAGCUUAGGCAUCUCAUACGCGAUCCUCAGCCUUCUGAGAACAAUAACGAAUUGGUACUUCCGGCGCUAACUCCUGAACUUCGUAUCAAGGAAGAGAAGGAACGAACCAAGCUAAUCAAUGACAACAAAAAAGCUCGAGAAGCAAUUUUCAAAGCAGUGUGGGAGCAACGAAAGUACACAAACCGCCAAUCGCUGACGGCCAUCAUCUAUGUGAUGGUUAUAGCCGACGAAAAGGACGUCAAUCGCGCCGAGGACUGCACUAAGUUCUCGUGUCAUCCUGUUUUCCGGGCCCGACGAUGCAUAACUGACAGCAGCGGACGAAGCGGAGACAGUUCCGACUGCUGCAACAUAUUUGUGGAUGAGAACGGACGCGUCUACCAGAACUGGGAGCAGUAUGUGGCCACAAAUGAGUUGCCCGCAGGCAUAAUGGUGGCGCCCGAGCGGGGAAUCUACAGGCUCGUAAAAGAUCAUGUGCGUCUGGACAAGUACGUGACACCGGCUGGUAGCGAUAGUAGGAAAGUGCUUGGCUUCCUGGACGUGGGCUCGGCUGUUGGAGGAUUCGCUGCUGCCGGUAUUUCGAUUGCGGCAUUAUGUACUCUACCAGUUUCCGCUCCGUUAUUGGCGGGCGCGGGAGUUGUGGGCCUGGCCAGUGCCGGGUAUGGAACGGCUCGCUCCGCUGGCAAGCUGGUGGAUCGCAGCCAGCAUGAACAAUCGAUUAACGUAACCGACCGUGAGGCGCGAAGCCAUUGGCUGGGAACGAUUGCCGGAGUUAUUGGACUAGGAGCUGCCGGCGCCACCCAAGCCGUUACAGUGGCCACUAAUGCUGGACGCGAGGUGGGAGCGAUAACCCAGCUGACGGUAAACGGCAUGAACAUUACCUCUAUUGCCAUUUCCGGGACAGGCUUGGCCAAUGGCAUUCUCGACAUGAUAUUGAAAGUGCAGGAUGGAGAUGACAUCACCACCAUUGACGUGCUGCAGUUGUCGGCAUCACUUGUGCUCUUCACCCACAGUGUCUACAACUUCAAGCUGGCCUCGACCAUUAUUAAUGACACGGCCAACAAGAAUUUGGCCGGCUAUAGGGAAACUCUAAGCAACCGGCAACGACGCAUGUUCGACAAGACCUACAAGGAAACCAUUCGUAUAAACGGCAAUAGGGCCAAGGUGGACAUUAUACGCAACGUCAACGAGAUUCCAUCGCGGCAGCAGUUCAACGAUCUGUACAAGAUCAACAAACAGCUCAACAAGGAGGGAGUGCGAUUCUCCUUCGGAUCCGACGGCAAGACCAUUCUCUUGAAUGGAGAAGUUCAAACGACGACCGCUGAUCUGCGUGGCAGUGUUCAGCACAACCAAGGACCUAAUAUUUUGGGAAAGGUGACACAGCCUAUUCCCGCCAGCCAUGUGAAUGCGGCGAAUGUCGGAACGACCGCCGACUCGCGCAUCAUUGGCCCGCAACCAAGCUACCAGCCGCGACAGGAGCCGAGAAAUUACGCCGUCGGAGUAUUUGCAUUGGAGCUUAGCUCAGUGGUCAUCGGAGGAAUGGUGUUUGUGCUGGAAUCCUAUGGACGCGUCAUCUUCGAGCAUAUAGCCAAUGCAGAGGCCUUCGAAAACAUUAUUGAGGUCAUGUGCGAGAAUUUGCCGCCAGAAGUCUUUGACUUUAUUAUGAAGCUGACGCGCACCUUUAUGGACACCAUGCUGGACGAGCUGACCACGGUGCUAAAGUUCUUCAUAACCACGGAAUCGGUGCUGUACCGUAUGUUGAUGUAUGUGUUGAAUAACUUUAGAAACGUGCCUGUUGAAGUCCUGGAACAGCAUACUGGGGACAUUUUUAGGGCGUUGGAGAGCUACUAUUUGUCCCUCAACCCUAACAAUUACACUGGUCUGCUCCAGAAGUGCAAGGUCUGCACGGGCUACUUUCAAGUCAGUCAAUUGUAAGCCGUUUUACUUAACGAAGCAUUUAGAGUGAUAUAAAGUGCCUUACUGCGAUACUAAAAAUCACAAAUUUUACUAAAAACACAAAAGAGCAAGCAUCGACACAAAUUAUUGUGAUAUAAAAAACACAAAAAAUAAAACAGAAGCACAAAGUUGUAAUAUUUGUAAGGCUAUAAACAAGAAGAGAAAAACAUGGGUUGUAAUCUGGCCAUCUAUCCUAGUGGCUUAAAAAUGUAAAAUUAUUUUUAUAAUAACCGAUAUGGAAAUAAAUGUUGGUCUACCAUUUCUUAAAAUUUCA
Molecule: messenger RNA, 2577 nt
Organism: Drosophila ananassae
Lineage: Eukaryota; Metazoa; Arthropoda; Insecta; Diptera; Drosophilidae
Exons: 7
Coding region: 216-2282 (688 amino acids)
Source: RefSeq, a predicted model, not a curated record